CUCGUCGUUUCUCUACAUUCUACGUUGUCGGUAUAGUUUUUAUCUCUUUCGCGUCUGUAUCGACUCUCUCUUGAGUGUCUCUAAUGUGACAUGGCGUCCAUCAAGAUAUAUCACGGCCUCCUGUAAAACUGUUUUAAUGACAGUGGGCUUUUAUUGCAUUUUAUUUCAGAGGCCGUAAUAAAUAGUACAUUUGCAUUGAUGGUAAUGCAUGCAAGGAAACCUCAGCGAAUAAGCGAUGGGUACUUUGAGAAGCACCAGACCCAUCCGUAUCAGAAGUACAAUUCCAAGAGAACUGUUAAUGACUACAGUACUUCUGACAACCGCUACACACCACUUAGAUCCCCCAAUGGCAAUGUCUCGGGACAUGGGCAUGGUGCCCAUGCAGGUCACACAGGCCACUCCGGUCAUGGUCACCACCACUACAGUCACAUGGCUGAAGAAAGAGAAUAUAUCACACACACAUCAAGAAACUCCUAUAUCCAGAAAGGUUCCGAAAAGGAGAGAGAUAGAGACUACAAAUCCUCUAGAAAUAAGUAUACAGAUGUCCGAUCCCCGAAGGAGAAACGUAUCAAAGACAGUGAGAGGGAGAAAAAUAACCAUGAAAGAUGUGAAUCGGAGAAAAAAAGUAGGACUAGUGGCUUGAAUAGUAGUGUUAAUAGAAGUAGUAAAUAUGACAAGAGAAGUGCACCAUGCUCAUCAAGCGUGCCUGCAGGAAGUGAAUGGUCAGAACAUAUUAGUUCAUCAGGAAAGAAGUAUUAUUAUAAUUGUAUCAGUGAAGUGUCACAGUGGGAGAAACCUAGGGAAUGGGAAACAAGAAGAACAUCAUCCAAAGAAACAUAUACAACAAGAAACAGACUGACCCCAAUUCUUAGGAGAAACUUGUUCAUCCACGGAACUUACGUAUUUGCCGGAAAAUACAGAGAUCGUGAGCGCGAUAAAAGAUCGAGUUCUAGAUCAGGGCGGCGAGAAACUGAAAAGUCAAAUAAGCGGACGAACAGUACGUCGGAAAGAUAUUGGAGCGGCGGAAGGGAAGAGGACAGUCACGAGAGAACGAGGCAGAAACAUGCGACGUCGCAACACGACGGCAAGGAUGGACAAACAUUACAAGAUAUGGACAUAUCUCCGGACCGGAGUACGCCUCUGUCGGAGAACUCGUACGGCGCAAGGGAGAGCGCGGGCCGCAGCGAUGGCAACGCGGUGCCGCCCGUCGUCGUGCUCGAUAACUCCAACCAACAGAGUGGCUCAUUAUUGGCUGCGGCGUUACCGCGUAUCGUGGGCACGGUGCUGCCGAACGUGCCGGUAGCGUCGAGCGCGGUGGUUGUCGCGUCCAACAACGGCGGCUCGCCCGGCAGCGGGGGCGACACGCCGCACCGGGACGCAGGCCCGCCGACACCGACGCACUCGGAGAACAUCGACCCGCACGCGCCGCCUAUACAUCUCGAUAACGCGCUGCCUAGGAAAAUGGAAUGCCUCGGCAGCUAUUCGUCUGUUGUUGGUGGGUCGUUGCAGCACGGGCCGCCGAUGCUGACACCGUCGCUUGUAAACUACGUGCGGUCGGAUCUCACCGCUCAUGUAACCGGCUGGGCUGCUGACAUACUUGAGAAACAGGCCAAUAAAUUUACCGAAGAAGCAUAUCAGCUAGGCUGUCUGCAGUGCACGCGGGUGUCGGCCGAGCUAAAGUGCUCGCGGUCCGUCGUGCGCCACACUGAAAUACAAGCCACACUGCAAGAACAAAAAAUAAUGUACCUACGUCAACAAAUCUCCCGGCUGGAGGAGCUGAAGUCGCAGAAUUCUUUCAUGUCGGAAGACUAGGGUCCGCGGUGGGGGGCUCCCCCGGCGCCUCCCACCCGCCUCUUCCUUACAUCACCACUCUCGCCCCGAGAAGACGACGCAUAUUAUCCAUUCCGUUAUUUUUCUAUGUAAUGUAGAUCAAAUGACUACUGAUUGUGUUGUGUGAUUCGAUGUUAAAUAAUAAGCAAUCGUUCUCGUGAUCAUACGCCGGGGUUGGUCAAUUGAAACAGUGCGAUUUCUUCUUAGCUAGGCGAUUACCACAGAUUCAAUUAAAUAAUUCGCUCCGUAAUGAAUUUAAGACAAUUUUCAAGGAAUAAUUUAAUCAAAAGUGGAUAUCUUUUAAGUAGGUAGGUUAAGUAGUGCAUACGUUAUUUGAAAAGUGAUCAGUGCACAAUAUGGGCGUUAUAACUUCAAUUUAAUGAAACAGGAUACGCAGUGUUGAUAUAAUUAGUAGAGAAAGGAAUGUGUUUAAGCAGAGCGCGAAAAUAAUUUUAUAAGCUUUCUAUAUGUACUAGACAGUUUCAUUGACUUUCAUCUUCUGUGAAAUGUAAGGGUGCAGUGUUUUGUAACGUGUUUAUUGUAAAGGUUUAAAUUAUUUAAAAGAUACAGUCGUAGAAAAUUAUCGGUUUUUGUAAUGAAUGUAUUAAUGAUGCGACCGCGCGAUUUACACAGCGCGCAACAUGCGCCUGCUGUUUGUUUUUGACCAAUCAAUGUAUAAACUUUGUAAAAACAAGUAUUUUGUAAUAAUUAUUAUUAAGUAACCAGAACUUCUCGUAGCUUAUGUUAGUUGAUUUUAGUGAAAAAAAUCAUAUAAGUCUCAUAAGUCACAUCACAUCUAGCUGCCUGCAAUCAUUAUUCUAUUUGAACCGGUUCUAUUUUCCAAUGUCUUAUAGAAUACUAAUAAUAGAAUAUCAAUACAAUUACAUUUCUCAUUAACUACUCGGUUAACUGAAAGUUAUUUUCAAAAUCAUCUUCCAUGUCGAGUUUCGUGUAAUAUUUUGCUUGUGUUACAAAAAAAAAUUCUUCCAGUAGUAAUGCUCGAGCUAUAAUCAUAUUUUUAAGUCUGAAAAUUAUAUAAAUACUGCUUAUACUAGUAAUCAGUGUUUGUAUGAUGCCGUUGAACUAUAAAAUAUUUAUAAAAAAUAUUGUGAAGCCGUACCUUAAUAAUAUUAUGUAUAUUAAAAUGAAAAUUGUGUGAUUCCAAGUAGAAUAUAGUGUUAUGAUGUUAAAAAUUUUGUAUUAGUUAUCUUGUUUUCUGUGAAUGUGAUGUAAAUGUGAAUUCAAACAGAAAACUCAUCUUAGAUAAUAGUAAAGUAGCAAUAGUUCACUAAAGGAUUAUUUGCGUAAAAAUAGGAGUAAGAUGUGUUCAUAACGAAACCCUAAGAUACUUCAUUCAUUUGACAAAGUCAUUUUGACAUUUAAUAUUGACUGCAGAGCAAAAUCCAAUUUUGAUAAUAACAAAAUGAUCAUCAAUGUAAUUUGUACCUAAAUAUUUUUAAUAAAUGUAUGGAAUUAAUUACUGUAAAAUAAUUGCAAUUAACAAACAUUUAUCACCUUGACAAAAAAGUACUACCUCGCAGUUUCUUAAUUUGUAAACAGUAACAAAGCUAGUGGCUAGAUGUGGUAUGGCCGUAAUUGAUACCGAUCACAAGAUACGCGCCGGCGAUCGGAGCGCUAGCUUCGGAUAGUAGCCACGGGGCGCCACUAACAAUAGCGAUAGGUAGGUAAAAGAACUCCGGUCUAGGUCUUUUUAUUUUUCUAAUAUAGGGAUAUAAUAAAUCAAUUGUACGGCUGAAUUGACAUCAAUCCAUGUAAUAUAAUGUCAGAUUAACGGAAGUACUGUGAUACUCAUUCACGUUCACACGUAAUGAUAGCGAAUAAUUGUACUAUGUAAAUAUGUCUUUCUGGAGCAGUGCCUGUAGAGUUAGGUGCUCGCUGUGUUUAUAGAUCUAUAUUUAUAUAAGAAGCCGUGCGGGGCCCGGGGGAGUUAGCUCCGGUGAGGGCUUGGGUCGCCCUAGUCCCGCGGCGGCUCCAUUCACAGCUCGCCUAUCUCAACGUUUCCUUUUCAUAACAUCGUGACAUUUGUUUUCUGAUAUUGUUCGAAAUACAAAGAUUUAACCAGUUUAAAUAAAUCAGUUUCAAAUAAA
Molecule: messenger RNA, 3938 nt
Organism: Vanessa tameamea
Lineage: Eukaryota; Metazoa; Arthropoda; Insecta; Lepidoptera; Nymphalidae
Gene: wcy
Product: WW domain-containing adapter protein with coiled-coil homolog
Exons: 12
Coding region: 199-1812 (537 amino acids)
Biological process (GO): regulation of autophagy; positive regulation of TORC1 signaling
Cellular component (GO): nucleus
Molecular function (GO): RNA polymerase II complex binding; chromatin binding
Source: RefSeq, a predicted model, not a curated record